This is a messenger RNA of Blepharisma stoltei, 5441 nucleotides long. NCBI's taxonomy places the organism in Eukaryota, Ciliophora, Heterotrichea, Heterotrichida, Blepharismidae. The record is from the annotation of a GenBank genome assembly.
AUGGAUAUAGCUCCUGAAACUUCAAGUAAUCUUCCUCGAACAGUUUUCCUCACCGAAGCAAAUCAAGAAAUCGAUAUUCCGGUAACAAACUAUUCAGCAAGGACUUGAUGACCAUCCUGAAUAUGAAUCCAUGCUUAAAAAGCAGUUAAAGUCAGAAAGAAUAAUGACUUUCACAGGACUUGACCAUAAUGGCGAGCAUGAUGGCAAAAAUGACUGAAGAGACGUUUACAUGAAAAAUUAUUCUGAGCUCCAAAGGCUCAAAUCUCUCCAAUAUCGCGAACAAAUGAAUGAAAAAUACCAAAAAGAAAUGCUUUUAAAAGAGCAACUUGCAUUAAAAGAAGAAAUUUUUUUAAAAAGAAUGCACGAUAAAGCUUUUUCUAAAAUAAAUUUUACCCCAGAUGACCCUAAAUAUUCAAAAUCUCCUUUUUUCCCUGGUUUCUAUUUUUUCGAAGCGUUACUUAAAAAUGUGAAAACCACGUCCUGUCGGCUAAAAAUAAAUUUUCCGCAAGCAUUUUAUAUUUUGGAGUCACAGUCUUAUUGGAUUUAUACAGAUGAGACAACAGGAAUAUUGAUGAAUUCCCAAGAAUACACUAAAAUGCAGGCUUAUGAAGAGUUGAAACAUUUUUAUUAUGAGCCUUUAAAUGUAGCUGCUGUGCUUGCUCCCUUAAUUUGUAAAACUAAUGUUUUAAAUUAAAUUGAACAGAAUUAGCUAGAGAUUUCUUUAUAAUAAUUAGGCAAAAAAUAGGGAUUUAUCCAAUAGUUUUGUUCGCUUGCGGAGGGGAGUUAGAAGGAAAAAAGAAUUAAUUGAGUUGGAGUCUAACGCAUUAUCACAAAUGGAAUUGCAUGAUAAACUUUUAAAAAAUGCCUUAAUUCCCCUCAAGAAAUAAAAAUGGUGACAUUGACGGAAAUUGCAAUUCGAGGAGUAUUCCCUAUGGAGCAGGUAGGACCCAUCUGAUGAUGAUGAAAACGCCUGUUCCUUUUUGAAGCAGACCUUCAGACUUGGGGUACCUUGCUGAAGAGGGAAGUUUUUUUGUUCUCCCAAAGGUUUUACUGUCCCUGCCAGGUGGGCUACAGGCUUUGCUACCAAAUGGUUUCUUUUUAUUGGAAGCAUCGUAUCUUCUUGCCCUAAUGUCAACAUUUUGGAGUCAAGGUGGGUGAAGGGAGUAUGCUUAUCCGUUUAUGGCCAGCAUAAACUUUUAAUUUAAUUUAUUUCCCCUCAUUAAGGAGGCAGAAAAAUUUGCUCACACAAGGAGGGUUUUGAUUUUUAUUUUUAAUUUUUUUUUUCAAAAUUAAUAAUGCCUUUAUUAAAAUUGGAAAUUAAAAGUUUAAUUUAAAUGCAGGCCAUUUAAAAUUUAAUUAAAUCAUCAUUUAUUAUAUAUUAUAAAUAUAGCGCUUUCCCGAGGAUGGCGCGGAAUGGCGCCAUCCUCGGGAAAGCCGGGAAGGCAUCCACACGGGAAACUGGGAGUUCCACGUGUGGAUGCCAUUUUGACAUGUGGAAGUUUGGAUCCCACAUGUCAAAAAUGGCAUCCACACGUGGAACUCCCAGUUCCCGUGUGGAUGCUUAGUUGACUUUCCCGAGGAUGGCGCCAUUCCGCGCCAUCCUCGGGAAAGCGCUAUAUUUGUUUAAAAGAAUUUUUAUUCAAAAUAAUUUUUGCUCGUUCAUGGAGGGAUGAGUAGUUAGUUAGUGGGGCUAUGAUACAAAGAUAUAUAAAAUGCAAUAAUGAUAGGCCAACUAUUACAAGAUUAUUCUAUAUAAAUACAACCAAAGUGACUAAGGCUUCACACGCAUAUUGCAUAUCUAGCAGUUUAAGCUCCUAUGAAAAAUUCAGCCAAGCUAAAGUUUGCUUAUGCACUGGUAUAUUGAAUGGUUUUGAUAUUUCCCUUAUGCAUGGGAUGGCCAUUGCCGAGUAUCAAAAAUACGCAAAAAAUAUUGUAACUUUUUUACAGAUUUCUCACAGUGUCAGGAUUGAAGAAAUCGUACUUGAUUUUGUAAAGGACCAAUCAGGGAAAAUUUGGUUCUUAGAAUGCAAAGGUUUUAACUUGGAUUAUAACAGCGCAAUAACUAAAGAAAUAAAAUUAAAAUUAAAAAGCUCCAAAUCCCAGCCUUUAUUAAAAGAAUAUUUAGAAGAAACUAAAGACCAGCUAUUAAGUUCUAUUCAUUGCAGAUUAUGCUUAUUGCCGUUUAAAAACUCAGAUCUCUCGCAUUCUUUACCAUUUAAAAUGCUUUUGCUAUAUAAAAGACAUAUUAGAAAACAAGGACGAAAAGGUUUAAAAAUAUCACAUAUCCGUACUUUAAGCAGCGAUUUUUUAAGCCACUCAGUAAGAAUUUGUAAGCUUUGCUAUAUGCUAAUCUUGCAAGAGUAUGAAUUAAUUGAAGCAGAAAAUAAAUUGGCUGAGUAUUUAAAUGUGGAUGUUGAGUUUGAAGAUUUAUCGAAAAAACUUGAUUACAAGGGCUAAUUUAUUUUUCUGCAUUUUUUUAAUAAUAAUAUAUUUAUUUAUCUUGAAUAACCCAGUAAGAAGCAGCUUUAAGCAGAUUUUUAUACAUGAAAAUCUCAAUUUGCCUCUUUAUGAAGAAAAGUAAAUUAAGUUAGCUAAUAAAUAAUUCAACUUUUUUUAACUGUAAUAAAGGGUUCUUUUAUAUUAUUGAUGUAUUCUAAUUUAGAGUCAUUUGGUUUGAUAAAAAAACUUUUAGGAGCUAAAAUGCGAAGGCAUAUAAAAAAAUAAGUUUACAAAUGUAUGAUAAGUUACUAAAUUUAGAUAAAUAUGAAGCAUAUCAGAUUUUGUCAGAAAACAGCUAAAUUAUUUAAAAUAAGACUUUAUAUCCGCGCAUCUUAGACUAUUUUGCCUAUAAAUUAAUCUAAAUCGAUAUCCAUGCCCAAAUAUAAAAGUCGGUGUCAGUCACGUAAACUUUUGUUAUUCAUCUGUUUCCAUCUUUAAUUUCAAUUUAAGGUUUGAGGUAUGGCCUGAAGCAUGAAUAGCGAUUUAUGCAUAGCUAUUACUUAUAUUCUGCAUGCGAGAUGGUCUCUUAGGUGUAAAUUUAAAUCACAUGCUUUUUAAACCAAAAUUAAUGUGUAGUCUAAAUGUAGGCGCCAGACGUGCAAACUUUUGGAGUUCAUCUGGGUUCCAUAUUUGAUUUCAAUUCAAGUUUUUGAGGUAUGGACUGAAGCAUGGGUAGCUAUUUACACAUAAUUGUGCCUUAAUUUUAGCACCCACUUUUAACCUAUUCAUUGAGUUUUACUAAAAUUAAGCUAUUUCUGUUUCUUAUUUGAAAUCAAAAGGUAUUAUUAUAAGCUUUUCAGCUGCUUCAUUUUUUCUGACAAAUUCUGAUAUGCUUCAUUUUUAUCAGAAUUCUGAUCACAGAUUUGACUCCCUAAAGUCAAUUUAACAAGCCGAAAGACUUUCAAUAAUGCCUGCUAUUAAUUAAUAAUUUUUUAAUCUUGAACUACUCUGAUAACCUUUCUAAUUUGUUUUUUUCAUAAAUAAGGAAAAAUAGAUUUUGAUAUGUUAAAAGUUGUCUGGCUUACCUUAAAAAUGAUUCUUACUUGUCUAUUCAAGACAAUUAAGUAUAUAGAAGUUUCCUAUGUUUGGCGCUGUAAGGCCGAUAAAUUCUGAUCGGAAUUUAUCGGUUGGUUGCACCAAAUCAAUGCCUUGGUCGGACCAAAAAGCGAUUUGGUCCGACGAACUUGGAAAGCUCCUGGGAAAAUGUCUGCGCUUUCAGCGCUAUAUAGAGGAAACCUCUAUGCAUAUCUCAGCAACAAUUUAUCCCAAAAAUUUUUAAUAUCUAAAAGCAGUUAAAUUUUCAGCAUAUAAAAAUUUCGAAUAAUAAUUACUAUCAAAAAGUACAGUGUGAAAUUAUGCACCAGAUUACAAACAUCCACCAUUUUUGCCUAAUAAAGUAUACCAAUGAAGAGUACUGCUUUAUUUUAAAUCAUUAGAACUACUAUCAAGACAAAUGAGUUUCCGAAAUAAAACAUUUUAUAUUCAUUUUAAAUUUUUUGAUAAAGCUUUUUAUUUUAAACUGCAAAACCAAGACUCUGACAUGGUAAAUCUUUCGAAUUUGCAUUUAAUUUAUUUUUAUGCAUCUGAUAAUAAUCAUGUAAGGUUAUUAUCAGAAUCCGAAAAUUUGCAAAUUUUGGUAUCUGAUGAUAUUUCAGGGAAUAAAAUAAUAGCAGCUGGCUCCACAAAAGCGCUAGGAUUAUUUUCCUGCGAAAUGGGGAUUAAUGAUUCUUUGACACAAAUGAAAUCGACUACUCUGUUUAAUAAAGCAAAAGCAGUGAUUAAUAUAAAUUUUAUUACUGGAUUAGUUUGCGACCAUAUGAUGAACUUAAAAACGCUUCCAAUUGAUAUUAUAAAAUACAAUUCUGUAUAUCUCCCUGGGAGUUCUUAUUUUUCAUCAGAUGCGCUUCCGGAUUCUUGAAUGGAAAUAUUUGAAGAAAACUACAAAGAGGAGGACAGUUCGAAGCUACUUAAUACAUCUGCAGAAAUUAGUGGAUUUUAUACUCCAACUAUCCCUGAAAAAUUAAUUUAUAACAUGCCUAUCCAAACUCUUAAAAAAUAUGCUACACUUGAAGCAAAAAGUCCUAAAUCCCCUCCAUGAACGAACAAAAUUAUUUUUGUUCAUUCACGGAGAGGGUUAAUUUUUCUUUAAAAAUUUAAAAAUCCUAAUUCACAAAAUUGGAAAGCAAUUAUUAAUUUAAUUUGUAAAAUUUAUGUUUAAAACGCAAGCUGUUUGAAUUAAACAGAAUUAGCUAAAGAUUUAAUUAAACUAAUUAUCACUUAUAUAUCAAACUAUAUUAAAAAAUAUUUUGUUGGGUAUUUUUAGAAAAAAUAGGAGUUUUCCAAUGGUUUUUGCUCACUUAAGGAGUGUGAGAAGUAAAGAAUCUCCUAAAAAUUCUCCGACAAUAUCAAAAAUCCCAAUUCGUCCAUUAUCAUCUAAAAAACCCCCAUCAGAAAAAGCAGGUGCUACCUUAAGAUCAUCUAUAAGUGCCAGGUCAAUUAUAUCAACCCGGCCUACUUCUUCCACAAAAGUGAUUAGAACAGAAAAUCCUUUAUCAUCACCAUUACUUGUACAUAAAAGACCAACUACCGCUCUUUCAGUCAGAAAUAACAUAGACUUAGCAAUCCAUUCAUUUGAAGACGAGCCUGAUGACCGUAAAGAGGCUUUGCCUGAAGAUUUUCUUUUUAAAACAGUUUCCAGCUAUCUCACCCAGAGAGGAUUUCAUAAAAGAGUAGAAAGUUGCCUUUCUCAAAACACCCAAGCAACGACUAAGGCAAAUUCUCAAGAAAGCACUAAAAAAAGAAAAAUAGCUCGCAAGAAAAAGACCAAAGCCAGUAGUUUAGCAAUACAGAAACCAAGUGAAGAUAAAAAUGAAUUACUGUGUGAUAUAUAUGCCCCACAUGAAUGGAGAGCUUAUAAAAAAUAUAAAACAUAUGAAAAAUAA